This is a messenger RNA of Propithecus coquereli (Coquerel's sifaka), 1948 nucleotides long. RefSeq names its product nei endonuclease VIII-like 3 (E. coli) (gene NEIL3). Gene Ontology annotation, molecular function: DNA-(apurinic or apyrimidinic site) endonuclease activity; damaged DNA binding; zinc ion binding. Bases 1 to 1608 code for a protein of 535 amino acids. The record is from RefSeq and is a predicted model, not a curated record. Lineage: Eukaryota; Metazoa; Chordata; Mammalia; Primates; Indriidae. Gene Ontology annotation, biological process: base-excision repair. The transcript has 11 exons. Gene Ontology annotation, cellular component: nucleus.
AUGGUGGAAGGGCCGGGUUGUACUCUGAACGGAGAGAAAAUUCGGGCGCGGGUGCUCCCAGGCCAGGCGGUGACCGACGUGCGGGGAAGCGCUCUGCAGAGCCUGGAGGGCCGCGCGCUGCCACACGCUGCGGUCUCCUCCCAGGUGAGCUACCUGUACCUGGCCAUGGGGCCAGCAGGGGGACAUGGAAUAAAGACCCCAACAGGUUUCCAAGGUCCAGAGUGUCAUCUCUUUGCUCUGGUCCAGGUCCCCUGGGGCCCCGCCUUUCCCAAAGUUUAUCUUCACUUCCUGGGAGGGAGAAGCUCCCUAGAGCGCCUGCGUGGAACAGGACUGCUGGCGCCGGGCUGUGGAGUUUCUCCUGUCUUUGAAAUACAGCUUACCAAAGAUUUGAUUUGUUUCUUUGACUCAUCAGUAGAACUAAGAAACUCAAUGGAGAGCCAACAGAGAAUAAGAAUGAUGGAAGAAUUAGAUAUAUGUUCACCUAAAUUUAGUUUCUCAAGAGCAGAAAGUGAAGUUAAAAAGCAGAAAGGUCGGAUGCUAUGUGAUGUGUUAAUGGAUCAGAAAGUGUUGCCUGGGGUAGGGAACAUCAUCAAAAAUGAAGCUCUCUUUGACAGUGGUCUCCACCCAGCUGUUAAAGUUUGUCAGUUAACAGAUGAACAGACCCAUCACCUUGUGAAAAUGAUACGUGAUUUCAGUGUUCUCUUUUACAGGUGCCGUAAAGCAGGAUCUGCUGUGUCUAAACACUACAAGGUUUACAAGCGUCCUAAUUGUGGUCGUUGCCACUGCAAAAUAACUGCGUGUCGCUUCGGGGAGAAUAACAGAAUGACGUAUUUCUGUCCUCACUGUCAAAAAGAAAAUCCUCGACAUGUCGACAUUUGCAUAGUUGGGAUAGAAAAUGACGAGACUGAAAACACGUGUGAAGAAGCCGGUGCAGAGUCAUGGACUAGAAAUACUAUAAUCAGUUGGACAUCUAGCAGGGUGGAUCAUCUUAUGGACACUGUGGCUCGGAAAUCUGAAGAACAGUGGACGUGCGGGGUCUGUACACUAAUAAAUAAGCCCUCUUCUAAGUCAUGUGAUGCUUGCUUGACCUCAAGGCCUAUUGGUUUAAAGGAAUUGCCAGCUUUAGCAGACAGUGUCCACCUGCUCCUUGAGGUCACCAGGGCCCAUUGUUCCCGAUCACAGAGCAGAUGUGAGGUUGUGCUGGCAGCACAUGGGCCUUGUCCGGAACCCCAGGACACCCACCACCGGCGCAAACUUCAAAUUAAUAUGACAGAUGGUCCUUGUACCUUAAAUACUGGCAGGCCUCGCUGCAGUAAACACAACCGCCUCUGCGUGCUCCGAGUCGUGAGGAAGGAUGGCGAGAACAAGGGCAGGCAGUUUUAUGCUUGUCCUCUACCUAGGGAAGCACAAUGUGGAUUUUUUGAAUGGGCAGAUUUGUCCUUCCCACUUUGCAGCCAUGGCAAACGCUCCAUCAUGAGAACGGUGUUGAAGAUCGGACCUAAUAAUGGAAAGAAUUUCUUCGUGUGUCCUCUUGGGAAGGAAAAGCAGUGCAAUUUUUUCCAGUGGGCAGAAAAUGGGCCAGGAAUAAAAAUUAUACCAGGAUGCUAAUAUUUUCUCCUUCUGUAGAAUAUCUGGCAUUUAAUCUCUUCAAACUGUGUGUAAUGUUUAGUUUCCUUUUGUUUAAUAGAAAGGUUGGAGAAUAUCUAUGGUAAGUUGAAAAGUUAUACAAUAUUUGAGAAUGUUCCAUUUUUUUUAAAAUAUGCGCCAUCUUUCCAUCCUGUGGCUAUGUGUUUUCCUUUUACCUUGAUGAAUGCUCUGUGUGUUUCAUCAGAUGUACAGCAUAUUCCAUCUAGAAUGUAUAUUUCAUGCAUUUAGUAAUGACAAUAAAGUAUUUUUAGUAUGCUCUAGGUCUCUUGUAGCUUUGGGGAAGCAGGGAUUUUGUUUUAGG